AUGAUGCUUGCAUGGAAGAUAAGCCCUUGUCUAGCUGCUGGAAAUACAGUUGUACUCAAACCGGCUCAAGUAACUCCAUUAACAGCUUUAAAGUUUGCUGAGCUAUCAGCUAGAGCUGGAUUCCCUAAAGGAGUCAUCAACAUUCUUCCUGGAAAAGGGUCUAUAGUUGGUCAAGGAUUGUGCGAUCAUAUGGAUGUCAGAAAAAUUGGUUUCACUGGCUCGACUGAAGUUGGUAAAGGAAUAAUGAAGAGUUGUGCUGAGAGUAAUGCUAAACGAGUAUCACUUGAGUUAGGUGGUAAAUCCCCACUCAUCAUCUUUAGUGAUUGUGAUCUUGAUAGAGCUGUUAGACAAUCACUAGGUGCAGUGUUCUUCAAUAAAGGGGAAAACUGUAUUGCUGCUGGACGUUUGUUUGUUGAAAGACAAAUACAUGAUGAAUUUAUUGAGAGAGUAAUUGAAGAGGUUAAGAAAAUGAAGAUAGGUGAUCCACUGGAUCGCUCAGUAUCUCAUGGCCCUCAGAAUCACAAAGCUCAUCUUGAUAGCUUGAUACAUUAUAUUAAGGUG
Amphimedon queenslandica is the source of this 561-nucleotide messenger RNA. RefSeq names its product cytosolic 10-formyltetrahydrofolate dehydrogenase-like. The annotation marks the transcript as partial. Gene Ontology annotation, molecular function: oxidoreductase activity, acting on the aldehyde or oxo group of donors, NAD or NADP as acceptor. The transcript has 6 exons. NCBI's taxonomy places the organism in Eukaryota, Metazoa, Porifera, Demospongiae, Haplosclerida, Niphatidae. The record is from RefSeq and is a predicted model, not a curated record.